AUGGCGGAAAUCGUAAAGCUUGAAAGGGAAAAUGUCCGCUUACAGGAGCAGUCGAAACAACUAUCCGCCGAACUCAGUCGCCUGAAAAAGAACCGCGUUCAAAUGUCACGACAGUUAAAAGAUGAAGAGAUGAAAUUCAGGAAGCUGAAAAUGGAGAGUGAUCGGAAGAUGGCGCAAAUGAAAAAUCAGCGUGCCAAGGACAAUCAACUGGCGUGGCUUCGCCGUAAAUACGAAGAAGCAAGUGCAUGCGUUAAGCGAUUGCAAGAGAAACAACAAGCGAAAUGUGGAAUACGUAGGAAUGCGCGUGGCGAAGAACAAUUAUUAGCGGUUUUACGUGACGAAUUGGAUGUAGCGUACGCAGCGAAUGAAGCAAAGGCGUACUGCAAUAUGCUGAAUGAGGAACGAAAGAAAUUUAUCGCACAACAACAAAAAUUGGAGAGAAAGCUGGCCCGACUUACUGCAGAACCGCCAUGCAAAGUAAGUACCGGGAGUGUGCGCGAAGAAAAGCGGCUGGGGAAUUGA
Molecule: messenger RNA, 522 nt
Organism: Gongylonema pulchrum
Lineage: Eukaryota; Metazoa; Nematoda; Chromadorea; Rhabditida; Gongylonematidae
Source: the annotation of a GenBank genome assembly